UUUCCCCCACUCGCCAGCGCCUCUCUCUUCCCGACGAUCCAACGAAAUUUUCUCCCGCUGACCAACGCGGAGAAAACCCCGAAGCGAAAUCUCAAACCCUAGAUCGGUCCAAAACCUCAAAACCCUAACCCUAGCCUCAUCCAAUGGCGACUCGCCGAGGAGUGCUCUCUUCUCUACGUCAAUCCACCGUAGCUCGGCGAUCCGGGACCGUUCCCGUCGCCGGACACCGCCUGCAGCCGGUGACACCGCCCAUCCAUCAACGGCGAUUCGUCAGUUCGAGAUCAUCGGCUAUAGAUGUUCUUUAUAGGUCUCUACAAUCAUCGCCAGUUACUGGAACACAUGGGAGUUCAUUAGCUUUCAAGCCACUUGUUGAAACUCGUUCUUUCUCAUCCACAGGAUCACAUACUGUACUGGAAAUGCCAGCAUUGUCCCCAACCAUGAAUCAAGGAAACAUUGCUAAGUGGAGGAAGCAAGAAGGCGACAAGAUUAAUGUGGGGGAUGUGAUAUGUGAGAUUGAGACAGACAAAGCAACUCUUGAGUUUGAAUGCCUUGAGGAAGGGUAUUUGGCCAAAAUAUUGGCUCCAGAAGGCUCAAAAGAUGUGCUUGUGGGGCAACCUAUUGCAAUUACGGUUGAAGAUCUUGAUGAGAUUAAGAAUGUACCCGUUGAUAUAUCAAAAAGAGCUGAGGUCAGAGAAGAGAAAUCAGCCAAGGCUGUGGAACAAAAAGAGCACAUCUCAGGAACUAGUUUGAGAAGAAUAAGCCCAGUAGCGAGGUUGCUAAUUAGAGAAUACGGCUUAGAUGUAUCAUCAUUAAAGCCAUCAGGUCCUCGGGGCACUCUUCUGAAAAGUGAUGUAGUAGAAGCAAUAAAAUCUGGAAAAGGAUCUAAACAAGCUUCGAAGCCAUCUCAAGAGAAAACAUCCACCUUGGCACAUAGUGUAGAGUCAAAGACCCAUACAACCAGUCAGUCUGCCCCUGCUUCGCCUGUCAUGGAUGAUUAUGAAGAUUUUCCAAAUAGUCAAAUACGCAAGGUUAUUGCAAAACGGUUACUGGAAUCUAAGCAAAGCAUCCCACAUUUAUAUUUGUCUUCAGAUGUCAUACUAGAUCCGCUACUUGCUUUCAGAAAAGAACUUAAAGAUCAGCAUAAUGUGAAAGUCUCAGUAAAUGACAUUGUCAUAAAAGCUGUUGCACUUGCAUUAAAAAAUGUACCUGAAGCAAAUGCUUACUGGAACGAUGAGAAAGGUGAAGCUACUUUGUGCGAUUCCAUUGACAUUUCAAUUGCUGUGGCUACUGAGAAGGGUUUGAUGACCCCUAUCAUUAGGAAUGCAGAUGAGAAAACGUUAUCAGCAAUAUCGUCUGAGGUCAAAGAAUUGGCUGAGAAGGCACGAGCAGGGAAGCUUGCUCCUCAUCAAUUUCAAGGUGGAACUUUCAGCAUUUCAAAUCUAGGGAUGUUUCCUGUGGAUCAUUUCUGCGCUAUAAUUAACCCUCCGCAGGCAUGCAUUCUUGCCGUCGGUCGAGGUAACAAGGUUGUUGAACCUGUAGUUGGAAGUGAUGGAAUUGAAAAACCUACAGUAGUCACAAAGAUGAGCUUGAACUUAUCUGCUGAUCACCGAGUUUUUGAAGGUGGUGUAGGAGGUAAGUUCUUUUCGGCUUUGAGAAUGAACUUCAGUGAUGUUCGAAGACUUCUUCUUUGAAGCACGCAUAGAAGAGAAGAAGACUCGAGUCGCGUUUGUGUCAUCAAUGCAAAAUCGAAGUCACCAUAGGUUGCAUAGAGCAAUAAAAUUGUGAAAGCCAUUAAUUGUGGUGCUCCCACUGAGAGGAACAACAAUUUUCCCUAGGCUUUGUCCGAAACAUCAAAAUUUUUUGUGUGCUGGCCUGCCCAGCACGUAAUUUCUUUUCAAAAUUGCUUCUUUUUUGUGCAGUUUGAAGUUGUUAAAGUUCUUUUUUUCCUGGUUGAGGUGUUAUAAUUUUUCAGCUAUAAAAGCAUGCAUGUAAUCAUUUUUUAAAUAAAAUUGGAUUUUCUCAUU
This is a messenger RNA of Asparagus officinalis (garden asparagus), 2024 nucleotides long. RefSeq names its product dihydrolipoyllysine-residue acetyltransferase component 1 of pyruvate dehydrogenase complex, mitochondrial. Gene Ontology annotation, cellular component: mitochondrion; pyruvate dehydrogenase complex. Gene Ontology annotation, biological process: pyruvate decarboxylation to acetyl-CoA. NCBI's taxonomy places the organism in Eukaryota, Viridiplantae, Streptophyta, Magnoliopsida, Asparagales, Asparagaceae. The coding region runs from base 144 to 1691 and encodes 515 amino acids. The record is from RefSeq and is a predicted model, not a curated record. Gene Ontology annotation, molecular function: acyltransferase activity. The transcript is spliced from 18 exons.